AAAAACGCGAGCCGUAGAGAAAGCAGGAAGCAGACCAUGUGUUUCACUUAAAAUACGCUGUUUGUGUUUCCAGUGUGAUUUUCACAGGAGACACGUGAAGGCAUCUGAAUCAUGAUAACGCCAGCAUUCGAAGUGAGUCAGGAUUCAGAUUUCCUCAUUCUGAUAAUCCGUGUACCCUACACAAGAACAUCAGAGUUUGAUAUCUACAUCCAGGAAGAGGACUUCAAGUUUUAUGCCAAGCCUUACUUUCUCAGGUUGACACUUCCUGGGAGAAUAGUAGAAGAUGGCCGAGAGCGAGCUUCAUUUGAUAUCGAUAAAGGUCUCUUCACACUACAUGUCCCUAAAGAGACUGCUGGAGAACACUUUGAAGGGCUAGAGAUGCUCACCAGUCUCUUGGCUCCCAAGGGAUCGAGAUCAGCCCAACCUCUGGUGGAGGACACAGGUGAAGGGGUCUGUGGUGGAGGAGCUUCAGGGGCGUGUGAGGAGGAGGAGGAUAAUGAAGAGGAGGAGGAGGAGUUUGAUUGGCAGAUAGAACAAGAGGUUUACAAUGAACCCCCAGAGGGGACUUUGAAUGAAUACCACAAAUAUGGAUUUGGAAACCUCAGAUCGGGUGUGUUCACCAGACUGCAAGACGAAUUGAGCGAAGUUAUUGAUCUGAAGGACCCAGACAGCACCGCUCCUGAAGUCAGGAGAUCCGAUCGACUAGACGCAGAGACCAACAUAUUUUGUUCUGACCACUAUUUCGUAAGCCUGUACGAGGACAAGGAGGUGAUAGACACAGUGCUGAAAUUUAAGCCAUGGUGGAGAGAACUGGACCCGGGCCCAUCAGAACACACUGAUACCUUUACUUUCACAGAAGAAGAAAAAGAGCAGAUGAGGAAAUUCACGAACCGUUCAUUCCUCCUCGAUAAGAAAGCACGAUUCCACGUUUGGCUCAGUUUGGUGGACAUCAUACUAGCGUAUAUCUAUGACGUGCGCACUACGGAGGGAGAGCACAACGUAGAGUCGGCUUGGACCAUCAGGAAACUCAGCGGUACCCUUAGCUGGUUUGAGACCUAUCACUCGAUACAAGAUGUGUUGGUGUCUUUCGGCAGAAGGUCUUUGUGUUACCCUCUCUAUCGUCAUUUCUCUCUCAUCACAAGCGCAGUGAAAGACGCGGCUCGUAUUUUUCAAUCUGGGAAAGCUUGCGUCCUGAAAUGCCUGCUGGCCAUCCAUAAGAUAUUCCGAGAGAACGAUCCGGCGUAUAUCCUAAACGAUCUCUACAUCACCGACUACUGCAUCUGGAUCCAAGGGGUUAAAAACAAACAUGUGAUCGCCCUGGCUGAGCCUCUAUGUAACGCCAAACUGCAGAAGAGCCAUCUAGACCUGGAGCUGGAGAUACUGGAGCAAGCAGCUGAACUCGUAGUGAAAGAGGAAGAGGAAAAAGAGGAUGAAGAGGACUCGGCCAGUGACGACAGCUCAGAGGAAGAGAGUGAGGAUGAGCAAGUGGAUGACAGCGCCGUCACCCAGCAUAAAGAAAGCACAGAUACGGGGGAACCCAGGGGGAAUGGCAUGGUUCCAAAAGGAGAUGCAAUGACUGAAGAUCUCCAGCUUCUGUGCGGAGACGGAGAGCCACGUGAGCCCAGGCGGAUGAUUGAGGAGCUGGGAGAGAGGUUGGAGGAGGGGCUCAGAAUCGAGGAGGAUGUGCCUCGGGAAACAGAUCGUAUUAGCAUCAGAAACGCAGACGGAGAGAGUGGGGGAGAGAGAGACAAUCACCAGCGUGCAGCAGGGAUGGAAAGUGAAGCAAGGAAUACAGCAAAAAGUAGAGAGCUACCGAAUCGGAAGAAUCCACUGCGUGUCAUAACAACUGAGGGUUUGGACAGUGAUGAUGAUGAAGUUGACAUAGUAGAAAAUGAAGGACAUUAAACUUGGACAAACUCUGAUUCUUCCUUUACACACGGACUAAUGGAUGUAUCCUUAAAUCUAUCGAGGAGUUUGCGCUUUUUUAUGGUUCAUUUUGACUUAUUUGUGGUAUCUUCACAACUGUUUGUUUGAUUGGAGAUGCUGUUGUUCUAUCGCUGUAUGUUUGUGUAAUUCUGGCAAGUGUUGUAUUAAAAAGUUUUUUUGCAUUUCUA
Messenger RNA from Paramisgurnus dabryanus, 2114 nucleotides. RefSeq names its product SHQ1, H/ACA ribonucleoprotein assembly factor (gene shq1). The record is from RefSeq and is a predicted model, not a curated record. Gene Ontology annotation, biological process: box H/ACA snoRNP assembly. Lineage: Eukaryota; Metazoa; Chordata; Actinopteri; Cypriniformes; Cobitidae. Gene Ontology annotation, cellular component: nucleoplasm; cytoplasm.